CUGAAACACUACAUGGGUACCGCGAUAAUUCCGGCUUCCAAAACAUCAUUUUCGUCUAUGGUGAGAAGAUCGACUAGCGAAAUAACUGUCCGUUCUGGCUUUUAUCUACGUUGAGCUGAGUUUCCUUCCUAUUUGCUCACAAACAUAGCUGCCUGUCGCGCCUCCCUACGGAAUCAAACGCGAUGAUCCUCUGGAGCUCUCUACACUGCUACUCGACCUGACAUGAUAUGCGAGCAUGCGUCUUGUAUAAACAAUUUGGUUUUGGAUGAAUGUGGUCACAGACUUUUCAGACCAUGUCUUUGUCCGCUGAACACCUGCAUUCGAUUGACAGCGCCGGCGACUCCGGUUCGGAGGAUGAUCUUGACUUAGAGGAGCUGGAUCCUGAGGCGGAGGGUAAUUCCCAUUCCUUCAGACAACCUGGGAAUAAUGCUGGGAAGCGGAGAGGUUAUGGAGACGGUAUUGCUCUCAGAAACUUACGCGUAGGGGGUAGGGGUCGUCUUUGGGGACGACAUCAGCGCCGUGAAUCAGAGGACGACCUGGACGCCUUGUUGGAGGAACAAGGUGACGAGACUGGCCGAGUGUCUGGAAGCUCGAACAACUUCCCAGAGGACGAUGCACCUCUUCUGCGCAGUUCGACUCGUGGUGGCCUGCGCCCGUCGAUACACGACGAACCGUCCACCACGCGAAUCGGCCGAUUCCGCCUCCCUAGUUUCAAAGCGACAAACGCAUCACAUCUCCCAUUCAGUAACCAGGAUGCUGCUGAGAGCGCUCCUGAAGAUGCACCUUCGCGGGAAGUCCUGGUAGGACAAGCCCAGAAGACCAAAUUCCCUGCGAACGUCGUCUCGAAUGCAAAAUAUACCCCGUGGAGCUUCCUGCCUCGCACGUUGUACAAUGAGUUCUCCUUCUUCUUCAACAUUUAUUUCCUUCUCAUUGCCCUUUCGCAAAUCAUCCCUAUUCUGCGAAUUGGAUAUCUAUCGACCUACAUUGCGCCUCUUGCCUUCGUUGUCUCCAUAUCACUCGGUAAGGAAGCUCUUGAUGACAUAGGGCGUCGAAGAAGGGACGCAGAAGCGAAUGCGGAGGAGUUCACGGUUUUGUCUUUCGGCCGACCAGUCGCCCGGGGCCAUGCGCGAGUGCUGUCAGCUGCCCAGAGCCCCGAAGUUGACAGCUCCAAACUAUACGAGAUCAAGAAGAAAUCCCGCGAUCUUAAAGUAGGCGACAUUCUCAAGCUCCGUAAGGAUCAGCGUCUGCCUGCCGAUGUGGUCAUCUUGAAAAGCACACUGAACGACGCAUCCGCAUCUGAGUCCCAAGAGUCCACCUCCGAGGCUGCACAGGAACCUGUGUCGGAUCUCAUUGAUGCAGCUAUCACAAAUUCCCCGGUAGAUGCGCAAGGCUCAACACUCGAUAACACCAUCGCGGCCGUCUCUUCCACCUCAACAGAUGCAACCAAUGAUACGUUCAUUCGGACCGAUCAGCUUGACGGAGAGACAGACUGGAAAUUACGUCUUCCUUCCACACUCUCACAAGGUCUCCUCCUCAGCGAUUACCCGCGACUGAAGGUCACCGCUGGUCCUCCUGAAAAGGACGUUAACAAAUUCGUGGGUACGAUUGAGCUAAUGCAGCCCGGUGGUGCUGCCUAUGACCCUCAUAUCGACAAGUCCAGGAACCCUGCAUCUCCUGGGGCGGAUACCGACGGUGACCAAGGCGGUGAGCCAUCACGGAACACUUCUGCCCCCUUGACAAUCGACAACACUGCCUGGGCGAACACUGUCAUUGCAUCGAACACCACGACCCUAGCGGUUAUCAUAUACACGGGAUCGCAGACGCGAUCGGCGUUAUCAACGUCGCCUUCUAGGUCUAAGGUGGGCUUACUGGAAUAUGAAAUCAACAGUCUAACCAAGAUACUAUGCGUAUUAACCUUUCUAUUAUCCAUCAUCUUGGUUGCUUUAGAGGGAUUCCAACCCACUAACGACAAAGAAUGGUAUAUCGCGAUCAUGAUCUACCUGAUUCUCUUCUCGACCAUUAUUCCCAUGAGUCUGCGGGUCAACCUUGAUAUGGCGAAGUCCGUCUACGGCCGUUUUAUCGAGCGCGACAAAGAUAUCCCUGGAACAGUUGUCAGAACUAGUACCAUCCCCGAAGAUCUGGGGCGGAUAGAAUAUCUACUGUCAGAUAAGACGGGAACACUAACACAAAACGAAAUGGAGUUGAAAAAGAUCCAUGUUGGAACUGUUUCAUACGCAAAUGAGGCAAUGGAGGAAGUUGCUUCUUAUAUCCAACAGGGUUUCUCCGGGACCCCUACGGGUAACGGGGCAGCGCCAGUAUUGAUCACACCAUCAUCGGUAUUUGGCGCUCAUGCUGGGGCGGGCGGUGCUACACGAACGCGCAGAGAGAUAGGAUCUCGUGUUCGAGAUAUUAUCCUUGCCUUGGCUCUGUGCCAUAACGUCACUCCGACAACUGACGAAGAAGAUGGCCGAAAAGUUACUAGUUACCAGGCUUCAUCCCCCGAUGAGAUUGCCAUCGUGAAGUAUACUGAGGAAGUUGGUCUUCGACUGGCGUAUCGCGACCGCCAAAGGAUCGUUCUCGAGUCUACUCACACGAAUAAUGUGGUUGUACGCGUCCGUAUCUUGGAUGUUUUCCCCUUCACUUCCGAUAGCAAACGCAUGGGUAUCAUAGUCCGAUUUGAAAAUACUGUCGGUCAGCAAGAUCUCUCCAAGGAUGACCCCGAGAUAUGGUUCUAUCAGAAAGGUGCAGAUACUGUUAUGUCUUCUAUAGUUGCGGCCAAUGACUGGCUGGAUGAGGAAACAGCAAAUAUGGCCAGAGAAGGUCUGCGAACUCUCGUCGUUGGCAGGAAACGGCUUUCCUUUCAGCAAUACCAGGCCUUUUCUGCAAGCUACAAGGAAGCAUCCCUAGCCCUUCAUGGUCGGGAUGUCGGGAUGGCCAAGGUUGUUGGCCAGCAUCUUGAGCGCGAUCUUGAACUUCUAGGUGUGACUGGUGUUGAAGACCGUCUACAAAAAGACGUGAAGCCAUCUCUUGAGCUUCUGCGCAAUGCUGGCGUUAAAAUAUGGAUGCUGACUGGUGACAAAGUCGAGACUGCACGCUGUGUUGCUGUUUCAGCAAAAUUGGUUGCUCGAGGCCAGUACAUUCAUACUGUUGCCAAACUGAAAGAAAAGUCCGUCGCUCAGGAAACUCUUGAUUUCCUUCGAAACAAGACCGAUGCAUGUCUUCUCAUCGAUGGUGAAUCACUAUCUCUGAUGUUGGCCCAGUAUCGGUCUGCAUUUAUUACUGUCGCCGUCCGUCUGCCCGCUGUGAUUGCCUGUCGAUGCUCCCCGACUCAGAAAGCAGAAAUUGCAGAUCUGAUCCGACAGCAUACUAAAAAGCGCAUUUGCUGCAUUGGUGAUGGAGGUAAUGAUGUCUCCAUGAUCCAGUCUGCGGAUGUUGGUAUCGGUAUUGUGGGCAAGGAAGGUCGACAAGCCUCCUUGGCCGCGGACUUUAGCAUAACGCAGUUUCAUCAUGUCACUAAACUGCUGGUGUGGCACGGGCGGAACUCCUAUAAACGCUCGGCGAAGUUGGCACAAUUCAUCAUGCAUCGUGGGCUUGUCAUCAGCGCAUGUCAGACUAUGUACAGCAUCGCUAGCCACUUCGAUCCUAAAGGUCUGUUUGUUAACUGGCUUAUGGUCGGUUACGCCACGAUAUAUACAAACGCCCCUGUUUUCUCCCUUGUUCUGGACCGUGACGUCGACGAGGAACUAGCGAACCUUUACCCCGAGCUUUACAAAGAACUGAAAACCGGCCGAAGCCUGAGCUACCGUUCCUUCUUCACGUGGGUUAUGGUCUCCGUAUACCAGGGUGCAGUUAUCCAGGGUCUCUCGCAGAUCCUUGUCGGCGCUAUCAGUGGUCCCCGACUUAUCAGCGUGUCAUUCACCGCAUUGGUUCUCAAUGAACUCCUGAUGGUGGCUAUUGCUGUGACGACCUGGCACCCGGUCAUGAUCUUCUGCAUCCUUGGAACGGCGCUGGUAUAUGCAGGCAGCGUUCCGUUCCUGGGAGACUACUUCGAUCUCGCAUACGUUAUCACUUUGGACUGGGUCUGGCGAGUUGUCGUAGUAUCAGCGGUGUCGGUGAUCCCAGUCUGGAUCGGAAAGCUUGUGAAGCGGGCCUGGAGCCCUCCAAGCUACCGCAAGGUUAGAGGCUAAUGUGUUGGAUCAUUCUGGUUCUGUUGAUUUGCUUGGUUUAUCUGGGAGCAAAGGUGUUUCUGGCGCUUCGUUGUCGAUGGUUGUCAGCAAGCCUGAUGACAUCAUGUUUUCCGUA
Paecilomyces variotii is the source of this 4302-nucleotide messenger RNA. RefSeq names its product putative phospholipid-translocating P-type ATPase. The record is from RefSeq and is a predicted model, not a curated record. Bases 270 to 4187 code for a protein of 1305 amino acids. Gene Ontology annotation, cellular component: plasma membrane; endosome; trans-Golgi network. The transcript has a single exon. NCBI's taxonomy places the organism in Eukaryota, Fungi, Ascomycota, Eurotiomycetes, Eurotiales, Thermoascaceae. Gene Ontology annotation, biological process: endocytosis; retrograde vesicle-mediated transport, Golgi to endoplasmic reticulum; phospholipid translocation. Gene Ontology annotation, molecular function: magnesium ion binding; ATP hydrolysis activity; ATP binding.